UUCAACCUCAUCUUCAGCACUUCUGCUUUCUCGACCAAAUAAUGAAAAGCUCGGAGGAACGCUUCACAUCAGGACCGUCUGCGACUGGGAGAAAGGUUUUAUGAUCGUUCCCAUCAUGAGGCCUCAAAGCUGCUGGACUCUGCUGCUUGUGUCCAUCUUGGCAGCGCUGCUCCUCACCUUAAACGCUGACAGUAAGGAUGAAUGUGAUGUUCAAGUGAAAGUACCCCGCAACACAAGGUACAACACUUUUCUCUGGGAAGACCUGAGGAUUAACUGCACAGUUACAUUCUGCAAGGAUCCACCACCAGAAGUCUCCUGGUAUAAAAUUGAGCAAAAUGACGUUCCUGUAAACUUCAGCGGGGGCAGUCGCUUUAGAGCAGAGUGGAAACGUUUGGAGCAUUUAAAAGGAGUAUCAUUUUUGACUAUUCAAAAAGUUGUCACAAAUGACUCAGGUGUGUAUCGAUGUCAAAGUGGCUCAAGUGUUGGAUAUAACAUCAACGUCUCUGUCAGUGACAGAACGGAUUCAGAUCCAGGGUGGAUGGUAGAUCUGUGGACGUACGGGUACAUCGCUGCUGGGAUCACAGCUUUUGUCAUCAUUGUGAUAGUUAUAUCUGUUGCAUCAAUGCAAGGGUGUAAAGGAAAAUCAAAGAAUGUGACACAAGAGGAUAAUCAGUAUGCAGCAAUCCCCAUGGUCGAGCAACCCUUCCCAAACACCCUUGUCCAUCCCUCGCCAAGAGGAAGCCCCUCUGUGCCGCUGUCUCAGGCAUCAACCCGGAGGAAGAAGCCGCCCCACCAACCUAGUAGGUCGCCUGGGAUGAGAGACAAUGAGUGCGUUUACAGCAAGGUCAAAGGGGACAGACAUCGACAGAGGAACACGGCGGACGAGGAGGGGGGUUCUGUUGUUUACGCCGCCCUCAACCAUCAGGUCCCAGCGAGGGCUCCUGCUCGACCACGGAGGCAGAUGGAGGAGACUUCAGAGUACGCGGCCAUUCGUAUUAAAGACCCGAACUGCUCUUAGACACUAAAGAUGGGCACUUUGAACUAGUGCAGCCAAGAGGACACACAGUAACUCUCCCUCAGCUUGAGAUGAGGACGCAAAAAACUAGAGCUGGACAGCUCAAUCCCAACACAUCUACCUGAGACUCCAAAGACUUUUGCAAUGAUGCUAACCCUUAAUUUAGCAUCUCCAUACGAUAAAGGCUCUGAAGCAGCGGCUGUAAACACAGAGUUCUGAAAAUAAAGCCAAUGUAGAAGUGCAAAAACUGCAGUUCCUCAAGUGUCCACUUGAGGCUGGCCCCAAAAGACAAUGAAACCCCAUUACAGCCCAUUUUAAAGUACACCUCUAACACUUUACAGCCUGGGUCUCUUUACCUCAUUUAGUUAUUUGUGACGACUGUACAUGGGGUGAAUUUUUGUAAAAGUUCAUCCACAUUGAUUACACUGUGGCUGAUAAUUCGGGUCAAGUUGACUAAGGCUUUGUCUGUGUUUGGUUCAUUGGAUGUCAAAGACACAGACAGGAUGGGGAGUCAGACUUUGUGUAAAAUACAGAAUCAAUCGAGCUAUAAGAAGACGAAAGACUACAAACCACUCCACUGCAGCUUUGUAGAAACCAGACGCUGAUCAAACUGAAUGUAGUUCCACUUUUGGAUUUGAUGCCGUGAGUUCAAACUGUGAUUUGAUGCAGUUGUAUGUGCACGACUUGAAUUAUAUAUAUAGUAACAUUAUAUCUGUUUACAGUAACGAUUCCAUGAGCGUGCACGUGAGUGAUUUAUUUGUUUUAAGACUGUAACAGCUUCAGCGUUUCAGAGGUCUUGAUUGUGUUUCUUCCACUCAGAUUAACAGAAUGUACUCGUGACUUCACAUUGUGUGCAAUCAAACAUCAUAAUGUAAGUGCUUGGUUUUGAUUAAGAAUAUGUUACAACAUA
Molecule: messenger RNA, 1925 nt
Organism: Notolabrus celidotus (New Zealand spotty)
Lineage: Eukaryota; Metazoa; Chordata; Actinopteri; Labriformes; Labridae
Product: B- and T-lymphocyte attenuator-like
Exons: 5
Coding region: 101-1018 (305 amino acids)
Biological process (GO): immune response-regulating cell surface receptor signaling pathway
Cellular component (GO): plasma membrane
Molecular function (GO): signaling receptor activity
Source: RefSeq, a predicted model, not a curated record